AUGGCCAUGGCUGUGAUGAGGGCCAGGAUAAAAAGCCAAGGUGCGUGCCUCAGCCUGGGAAUGCGCUGGCGUUGCUCAUUGCAGUGGCCGAGCACGGAGUCCCUGUCCGCCGCCCACGAGUUUUCGCGAGGAGUUCCCGGUCGGAAGGACCGCAACGGCGCACCGGCAUCGAGCCAGCGCUGGUUGCAUGCUGGAGUCGCCUUGCGUGCCAGGGCUGCACGAGAGGACAACAAUGCCGAGGACCGGCUCCAUCUCGAGGAGGUGGUCGCAGAAGCCAAACGGGUUGUGGACAACGGCACGCUGAAAGACAUGCAAGUGGUCAUGCGAAGAGUGCAGCUGGUAGAUCCAGCAGGGAAGUGGAAGGUUUGGGUUAAUAAGCCCGAAUUGGAGAAGCAGCUGCGGAAGUUUGUGGCAGAGGCCAAAGCAGCCAAAACGGCAUUGGAGGAGGACCUGCUCCUGGGGCGACAGCAGCGGAAGACGGGCCAGCGGCAGGUUGAGAGCGCCCAGCGGCAGGUUGAAAGCGCUCAGCGGCAGGUUGAGAGCGCCCAGCGGCAGGUUGAGAGCGCCCAGCGGCAGGUUGAGAGCGCCCAGGAGCAGGGAGCGAUGGCGGUGAGGCGUCUCGCUCGAGCUGCCACCGUCUUGGAGACGGCGGAGGACUCGGGCAAUGCGACAAAGGUGCAGGAGGCGAAGAAGGAGGUCCAGGAGGCGGAGAGGAAGGUCCAGGAGGCGAAGAAGGAGGUCCAGGAGGCGGAGAGGAAGGUCCAGGAGGCGAAGAAGGAGGUUCAGGAGGCGGAGAGGGAGGUCCAGGAGGCGGAGAGGAAGGUCCAGGAAGCGAAGAAGGAGGUGCAGGCGGCGGAGAGGAAGGAGGCGAAGGCAAGCGGCCGGACGAAGGAGUCCGAGGCAGAUGGGCAGCAGGCUGCCAUCGAGGCCAUCCAAUCGUCGAGCUGGACGGUGCGCAGGCCAGCACCGAUGAAACCUGCUUUGUUGGGGCGCACGGAGGCCAAGCGGGAACUCCUUGAAUACAUUCGCGGGGUCAUGGAUGUUGCCAAUUCAAUCCACUGGGAGCAGGGGACGCUGCCAAAGUGCAGCAUGAAGGCGACGGCCGGCGUCAAGGGAAUCGGCAAAACUCGCCUCUUGCAUGAGAUGUGCACCACUUGGCUCAACGAAACUGGGGCGAAGGUCGGACUGCACGUGGAUUUCAAUGGAGGCAGCGAAUGGGAUGCAAGCAAGGGCCCAGAAAAUGCCUUCGCACAUGUGCUCCUUCAGAGCGCCGGCAUGCGGCGGGAUGACGCUGAAUGGUGCUCGGCGGUCCUUCCAUGGAAGAAGGUGAUGCGGGCUCUGCAGCAGAAGCUGGGAUUGUCAAAGGAGCUUCUUGUGGUGGGGGUGGACGAGGUCAUGCAGCUGGAACAAAAAUGCGGCACCAAGCCGUGCUGCAAUUUCAUCUCCACCCUCAUGAACACCCAAGACGCAUCUCUUAUUUCGGGAGAGUUUCCUGUUAUUUUCAUUUGGACAGCGCUCUUCGAGAGCUACAUGAAGGAGCGAGCAAGCCAGUCUGGCCGCAAAAUUGCGACACUGAUCUCCUUGAAGGCUUUGCCACCUGAGUCCUUGGACAGGGUACCUCAGGAGAUUCGCAAUGCUUUCGAGCAAACACCUGGCAGACGACAGCUGUUGCGACAGCUCCUUGGCCAUCCGCGCUUGACGUUUGAUGCUUUACAGGAUGCGUUUUCUGUCUGUGGAGUGCCUGAAACCACCUUUGCGUUGGCCCAAUUUCGCAUGAUAAUGAUAAGCUUUGCCAAGCUUGACCAGGGCAAAUCCUUGCAGAGUGACGAGGUCAGACAGUGGUAUUCACCCAGUGCGAUCAUUGCGACUGGAGUACAGGACGACCUUGUCUCCCGCGGCUUAGUCCAGGCCGUGCAGUUUGGCAACUCUGGCCAUAAGUCAGUCUUGCACCCGCUCAUUUUGCAAAGCUGGGCUGAAAGCCACCGUGAGCCCUUGGCAAACCAGAUCAAGAAGAUGUUUGAAGAGGAUGCUGUCAUUGAGGCCGCGCAUGAGAAGAAGUUUGAGACCGUCAUGCUUCACUUCGAUGCUGCGGUGCGUUUGGCAUUGGAGCAGGAAAGCUGCACGCUGGAGCAGCUCUUCCCAGGGGCGAGCUUGAAACCGGAGAGCCUGCGAGAAGUGCUCGUGCUGUCUGGGUUGCGGCACCGACAGAACUCGGUGGUGGAGCUCGAUUCCUUUGACGACGUUGACGAGGUGAUGAGCUCCUUAGAGUACGGCAGCAUCGUGGUGUCCCAGAAGCGCACUGAGAAAGGGAUCGAGUAUUUGGUGCCAUGGACAGUUCCGCGCAAAGAUCACCGACAGCUGCUUCGAAGCUUGCAGCCGACAGGGCCUGGGGAGAAGGACCCAAACGCCCAUCUAUUGAUUCUUGGCGUGCAAACCAAGUAUGUACAGGAGUUCGUGGGCAAGUGGCCCUCGGUGGAAGACAAGGCGAAAAAAGCACUGGCUGGCCUCCAAGCCAAUCCGAAGGUGCUCCAAGCCUUGCCCGUGUUCUGCACCACUGAGAGCACUAAAGAGGGCCGGUCCCUUGACAAUCCCAACGUCUAUUUCAACGAGGUGGGCCUCGCGGAACUCCUCUUCGAGAGGACCGGGCCCCUUCGACUGUUCUUCGAGAAGCGUGGCAAGCCUCUGCAAAACAAGCUUGCGGGCUUUGGGUGA
Molecule: messenger RNA, 2712 nt
Organism: Effrenium voratum
Lineage: Eukaryota; Dinophyceae; Suessiales; Symbiodiniaceae
Source: the annotation of a GenBank genome assembly